AAGGAACCGUGCACUUUGAUCAAGGGGCAAUUAAAUAACGAGUAUAUAUGACAAACGUAAAUCAUUUGGAUGGCUUAUUUUCGUGCUCGUUCGAUUAAUUUAAUCACCGCUAGAGGAAACAGAGGAUUCACGUGCAAGAGUAAGGUUGACGAGCUUGAACUUGUUAAACGUUCCACAAACAGCCAUCGUCCGGUUUCUGAUUGCGUAACUUAAUCGUUUGCUACGAUUUUAACCUAAUUGUUUCAUCCUGACUACGGUUUUGCAUGUCGGAGUCGAGUUACUUUGCAAUUCGCAUCGAUAAACGAUAUUAAAAAAUUUUUAUUUCUUAUCGUUAGAUUCUCUGAAAUAAUUUUCUAACAAAUCAUCAGAGUUAUUUAUUAUCGUUUCAUCGAUGCGUUCGUUGGGUCAAACGAUUUCUUUCACCACGAACGAUUCUUCCUCGAGGCUCGUAUUAAUAGGGAGCCCACAAUGUCAAUGACCAAAUAAAAUUGUUUAACAGCCGGCCGUGUCGUCGCUGUUACGUCGGGUCAGAUGCGGCUUUGUACGCGAUAAGAAGUACCAUUGACACAGAUAAAUGACUGCCAAAUUUCAAUUGUCACGCCAGUCGAGGCUGUGUCAAGGGUUCGGUCAACAACUUGAAAGAUUUACCGGGUGAUUCAACCCUGUUGCUUUCGGAUACAACAAUGACAAAUUUCAAAUUUUUUAUUCUAAUCUUCACGAUUCGUUUUUAAUAUUAACGUAUACACACGUCCAGCACCGGUUGCUCGUUCGUGUUCGUCCCAAGAAUCGUGCGAUCACGAUCAUUACUCAAUCAAAAAGGAAAUCGCGUGACUUUACCCUGUGCUUCGUACGCUAACUAGAUAAUGAUUUCCUUAUUUCUGAAAAAUUUCUACAUUUCUCAGUCCUCGCAAGUUUGAUUCAGUUGAAGAAAAAAUUUGCAACCGUUUCCAAACUCCAUAUAUCGAUGCAAAUUUUUAAUGAAACAAAUGAAACAUACGAAGUUUCGUUCUUCCACCGAAGAUGUCUGGAGACAGCUCGAAUCCGAUCAAUUGAACGUUCAGAAACGACGAAGUGAGAAUGCACUUGCUGUAUAUAUAACCUUCAAAGUAACAGGAGAAAAUUGAGCGACCAAUAACCAUGGAGAACGCGAAGGAGGAGACGAUAAACAUGCAGCUGAUCGGUUCCGAGAGUCCGUACAAAGUUAAUAAUGAAAUCGCCGGAAGUGGUCUAAAUCCAUCGGAAGUGCCAACAUCGCCAACCGCAAACGUAGAAGACUACGAUCCCCAUAAACAUCGAAAUAGGCCAAAUCCAACUUCAAAUGCGGAGACGCUUAUACAUUUACUGAAAGGAAGUCUUGGAACAGGGAUUUUAGCGAUGCCGAACGCAUUCUGCAACAGUGGACUUGUUACCGGUGUGAUAGCCACAGUGAUCAUUGGAGUGUUAUGCACUUAUUGUUUGCACGUACUAGUGAAAGCUCAGUACAGACUGUGUAAACGGUUAAGAGUUCCUAUAUUGAGUUAUCCAUUGAGUAUGAAGUACGCUCUCGAGGAAGGUCCUGUGUGUGUCAAAUGGUUCGCACCUUAUGCACCAGGACUCGUAGACGGGUUCAUGAUAGCGUAUCAAUUGGGAAUAUGCUGCGUUUAUAUCGUAUUUGUAGCGUCGAAUAUCAAGCAGGUGGCAGACCAGUACUGGGAACCUUUGGAUGUUAAAACCCACAUGCUCAUUUUAUUGCUACCGCUGAUUUUGAUCAAUUACGUUAGGAAUCUGAAGUUACUGGCGCCGUUCUCCACCCUCGCGAACAUAAUCACGUUCGUUGGAUUGGCUAUGAUCCUGGUUUACAUGUUUAAGGAUUUACCGCCGGUUAGUGAGAGAGAGAUGUUCGGUACACUGAGAAAUUUCUCGCUUUAUUUCGGCACGACGUUGUUCGCUUUGGAGGCUGUCGGGGUGAUCAUCGCGCUGGAGAACAAUAUGAAGACCCCGCAGUAUUUCGGUGGAUACUGCGGUGUCCUGAACAUAGGAAUGACGGUCAUCGUGGCUCUGUAUAUUCUUAUGGGGUUCUUCGGUUACAUAAAGUACGGGGACAAGGCUGGCGGCAGUGUUACUUUCAAUUUACCCGCGGAUGAAGUGAUGGCACAGAGCAUCAAGAUCAUGUUUGCUAUCGCAAUUUUUAUCACCCACGCUCUUCAAGGAUACGUUCCUGUCGAUAUCAUUUGGAACACUUACUUGGAUCAGAAAGUACAGAAACGAAAAUUAUUUUGGGAAUACGUGUGCCGGACAGUUAUCACUUUAGCGACGUUCACCUUGGCCAUAGCUGUACCCAGGUUGGGUCUCUUCAUCUCCCUCUUCGGGGCUCUCUGUCUCUCCGCCCUUGGCAUCGCUUUCCCAGCAAUCAUCGAGAUCUGCGUCCUCUGGCCAGACAGAGAAUUCGGCCCGUGCAUGAUUAUGUUGUUGAAAAACAUUUGUCUGAUCGUGUUUGGUCUCCUGGGUCUGGUGAUAGGCACCUACGUCAGCAUCGUCGACAUCGUUAACUCCUUCAAGUGAAACUUGUGUAAGAUCAGGCAGGAACAAUUGAAGGAAAGCAGACGAAGAGAGAGAGGCGAGUAAGAGGUGGAGGGAAAUGUUAUGUAGCUUCUCGUCUCAGUUUAGCUUAAACACCGGUGAUUUACAAGGAAAGCUCCUGAAAUGAUACCCUCCUAUUCGAAUACCAGAAGUCAAACUCCAGAAGAAACUUUCAAAUUAUUUUGAAUAAAUAAAGAUCCGAAUUCGUUGUUUCACACUUAAUAUUGCUACUAAUAUAAUAAUGAAAUUGUUAGAUUUAAAAUGUAAAAUCUGAGGAUACCACCUCGGGAGCUUUUCUUGUUAGGUAGACAGUACAACGCAGGGUGCACAGGGUCUUUUAGAAAAUUGCGAGCAGACCAGCACACCUUAAACAAAGUUUUUAGAUGUUUAACUACGACCAGGAGUCGUGUGGUGUUGGGCAAAAUAAGCAUGAAACGGAUGUCGGAUGAUUGAAAGAAUCACUGGUGGAAAUCAAGUAAUUUGUAUUUUGCAUGUGCUUGUUGGUGGUGGUGUAAUAUUAAGUUGUUCAGAAAAUCUUCAUCAUCGAUCUUCAUCAUAGAACUUUCUACUGCUUUCUCAAAAAUAAGAGCCAAGAUUUUCUGGACAAUCUAAUACAGUUGUUUGACAAAUUUUCAUGUAUAUUGGUAUGAUGGGAUUAAGUAUGUUAAAAUAAUGCAUUUUUUUGCAAAGUUAUUCGAAUAAGCGAUGGAGAAUAAUUAAUUAACAGGUUUUAAUUUUAAUAAGAUUUUUGAACCUUAAGGUUGACUAUCUAUACGGGUGCAAUGUAGGUUUCUCUUGCUUAAGGGAAAAAGGUAGAGAAUGGCACCCUAGAAAAUUCUAGGAAGAGCCUAAAUUGCACACGACCGUACAUCGUCCAGUAUAGUGGCCUUUUGUACAUAAGAACUGUUUUAUUACUGCUUAUUUCUUCAAUGAUUUUUAAACAUGACUUACAAUUCAACAAUCUGCAUAAAAAACAUAAGAUUUCUAUGAAACUAUAUAAUAAACAUAAGGAAAUAUUUCCCUUUUGAAUUAGGGAUUCGAAACAUCAAAUUAGACUGCAUAUUACGCUACUUAAAGGUGUUAAUUAGAAUGACAUAUAAAGACGAUGCCUAUACCAAUUUCUAAUUGCUCGUUAGUCGCACUGCCAAAGAGUAAUUCGGCAGAGAAAUCUUCUCUGACUGCCUCUUUUUAUCUGAAAGUAUUUUAAGCGAAUAGAGCUAAAUAGACAAUUUAUAAAAAUAACAUUAGAUAACUCUUAAAAGGUGAAAUUGAAAUUUUCCUAUUCGAAAGGGAAAAUUAACACGAUAGAUAGAUAGUUUCAGCAAUUAACACUCUAACAGUUAGUGUCACGAAUUAGUGAUUUAAGUUUCGACAAAUAUUUUGCUAUUCGAUUUCCAUCAACGUGACUAACUUUCGUCUGAUCAUCAACCUGAAAUUAAACACCGCGUAACUUUCUUUUUUUUUUUUUAUAAACAAUGCCCAGCACUAGACAGUAUACAAAGAAACUUGUGAUCGAAGACUUUGUACAGGAAUAAAAAGUUGCAUUUCUAUCGAAUUGUUGAUCAUCGUUGAACGAGUGGGGGAGAUCUCUCCAUUCGGUUGGCUAAGUGUUGAUAAAGGGUGAAAGAUUUGAAUGAUUUCAACAAUAAGAGAUAAAAAGCGUAGUCCAUCGUUAUGCCUUAUUUUUUAUUCGACAUGCUCGAGUACAACGAUUCGCAGCUGCGAACCAAGUAGAACAGGUCGAAGUUGAAAGUUGACACCGUGAAAAUAAAAUAAAUAAAUGUAAAUCGCUACUUCUGUACCGUCACUGCCGGCAACUCGAUCACGAUGAUAAAUAUCGUACGAAUCGUCGAUCGAUUCGAUCCGAUGAAAAGGAUUUUUCCUCUUUUCUUUUAUCUAUUUUCUUUUUCCAAUUAUUCAACGGUGCUAUGACGAUCGCACAAUUAUUUAGGAUGUUUAUUCGUUUCUAUUUUAUGCCUCAUUGUUGGAUAAUCCAAGGAAAAAUUGAAUUAUCGAUAAACGAUCGUCAAGUUUGGUAGAUUUCUAAAGAUUUUCGUAAUAGAUCUGCAUUUUCUGUGUAUAUUUUAAAGUUGAAAAUUUUUUGUUCUUUUUUUGGUCAGUGUAUUUCUGAUAAUAAUAAACCCUCUAUUCUUA
Messenger RNA from Osmia lignaria (orchard mason bee), 4713 nucleotides. RefSeq names its product proton-coupled amino acid transporter-like protein acs. Gene Ontology annotation, biological process: amino acid transmembrane transport. Gene Ontology annotation, cellular component: vacuolar membrane. Gene Ontology annotation, molecular function: L-amino acid transmembrane transporter activity. The record is from RefSeq and is a predicted model, not a curated record. Lineage: Eukaryota; Metazoa; Arthropoda; Insecta; Hymenoptera; Megachilidae.